Messenger RNA from Trichosurus vulpecula (common brushtail), 2832 nucleotides. It is a transcript of the gene SERPINH1, whose product is annotated as serpin family H member 1. NCBI's taxonomy places the organism in Eukaryota, Metazoa, Chordata, Mammalia, Diprotodontia, Phalangeridae. Gene Ontology annotation, molecular function: serine-type endopeptidase inhibitor activity; collagen binding. Gene Ontology annotation, cellular component: endoplasmic reticulum. Bases 208 to 1458 code for a protein of 416 amino acids. The transcript has 6 exons. Gene Ontology annotation, biological process: collagen fibril organization; negative regulation of endopeptidase activity. The record is from RefSeq and is a predicted model, not a curated record.
CUUAUAUAGGGCUGGCGCGGGGGCUGUGCGCUCGGAGAGACAGUCCCGGGACGGAGCUGAGCGGAUCCCAGCCCUGAGCGGCACGGGUGAGGGCUCCUCAUCUCUGCCCCCCUAAGCCCAGAAUGAAAAAAGCAAGCACUGACCUCCCUCUGAGAGAGUUUCAAGGUUCCUAGCAGCUAGAAGCAGGGCCUUAGUCUCCCAACAGUCAUGUGGGCAACACAGCUCAUUAGCACCCUCUGCCUCCUGGCAGUGGCCAGGGCAGCUGAGGUCAAGAAGCCAGCAGCGGGGAAGACCGGGGAGGCAAAGCUGAGUGAGAAGGCCACCACCUUGGCAGAGCGGAGCGCCAACCUGGCCUUCAACCUCUACCAUGCCAUGGCCCAGGACAAAGGGGUGGAGAACAUCUUGCUGUCCCCUGUGGUCGUGGCUUCAUCCUUGGGACUGGUGUCUCUGGGUGGGAAGGCAACCACAGCUUCUCAGGCCAAGGCGGUGCUGAGUGCUGACAAGCUCCGUGACGAUGAUGUACACACGGGCCUGGCUGAGCUGCUCGCCUCUGUCAGCAACUCCACGGCUCGCAACGUGACGUGGAAGCUGGGCAACCGCCUCUAUGGGCCCAGCUCAGUCAGCUUUGCUGAUGACUUUGUCCAGAGCAGCAAGAAACACUACAAUUAUGAGCACUCCAAGAUCAACUUUAGGGACAAGCGGAGUGCCCUGCAGUCCAUCAAUGAGUGGGCCUCCCAGACAACGGAUGGCAAGCUACCCGAGGUCACCAAGGACGUGGAGAAGACCGAUGGAGCCCUCAUCGUCAAUGCCAUGUUCUUCAAGCCCCACUGGGAUGAAAAAUUCCACCAUAAAAUGGUUGACAAUCGAGGUUUCAUGGUGACCCGAUCCUACACUGUAGGCGUGCCCAUGAUGCACCGUACAGGUCUCUACAACUAUUAUGACGAUGAGACAGAAAAACUCCAGAUGGUUGAGAUGCCCUUGGCCCAUAAGCUCUCGAGCCUUAUCAUCAUUAUGCCCCACCAUGUGGAGCCCCUGGAGAGGCUGGAAAAGCUCCUGACCAAGGAGCAGCUCAAGACCUGGUUGGGCAAGAUGAAGAAGAGGGCUGUGGCUAUCUCCCUGCCCAAGGGAGUCGUGGAGGUGACCCAUGAUCUCCAGAAACAUCUGGCUGGCCUGGGCCUGACAGAGGCCAUUGACAAGAACAAGGCAGACCUGUCUAGAAUGUCAGGCAAGAAAGACCUGUACCUGGCAAGUGUCUUCCAUGCCACAGCCUUUGAGUGGGACACAGAUGGCAAUCCCUUUGACCAGGACAUCUAUGGGCGUGAGGAGCUGCGGAGCCCCAAGCUUUUCUAUGCUGACCAUCCCUUCAUCUUCCUGGUCAAGGAUGCCCAGAGUGGCUCCCUGCUCUUCAUCGGCCGCCUGGUCCGGCCGAAGGGUGACAAGAUGCGUGACGAGCUUUAGGCCCUUGAACAGGGGUAGGGAAGGGGGUGGGGUGGAUGGGUGGGUGGGUGGUGGGUGUGGGCAGAACUCAACGGGUGCUAUUUUGGCCAGCUGGGGCUGGGUCAGAGCCAAGGCUAGGAGGACCGAGGCUCAGUAGUGGUGGCAGUAUCAAGGCAGGAGCCUCUAGAUUCAGGUGGUGGUGGACCUCACCUCUCCACUGUUCCCUGGAGUUUCAGGAAAGGGGGCUGGUUUUUCCAGUGCCCUGGACCGUCCCUCCGGAUAUUAGGGGCGUGCUGCUGAGGGGGGGUGGGUGGAUGAUAGUUCCUCUGGGGUUUGGGCUGAGAGUCUGAGAGAGGUGGGUUUUGAUAUCCCCUCACAUGCCCCUGGGGAGAGCAUUCUGGUGCUUCCCUCUUGUUGGAGUGCCCCCAGGUUCUCUGAAAGUGGGCUGAGAAACAUCCCCCACAGACUUCCCCCGCCCCUCCCCAGGUCCCCUAGCUGUCUCAUCUAGAGUCCAUUCCAUCCCUACUUGGCAUGUUAUUACCAAUAGCCAUUUUUGUGUCUCUCUCUGAGCUGAAAGGGGCCUUAGAGACCAGCUAGUCUAUACCCCCCCCCCCACAUUGUACAGAUGAGGAAACAGACCCAGAGAGAGGCUCGCCUACUCUAUUACACAGUGAGUUAGUGGCAAAUUAGAACCCAAAUCUCAUCUCUACUAGACUGCCGCUUCUUCUGUAUUAGAGACUACCACCAGGGAAAUCCUAUACAGCCAUGAGCCAGAAUCCCAUGGCCUGUCACAUUCAAAAAGCCAUAUUCUAUGACCCAGCUACUGAGUAAUUUGCUGCGUCAAGAAUAGAGUGUGCCAAAGAACAGCACCCCUCCCAAACGCAUAUGUAGGGUGAUAGACCAUUGUACCUGGAAAGGACCCUAGAAGUCAUCUGGUAAAACCCUCUCAUUUUUACUAAAGGAGAAACUGAGACUUAGAGAGGGAGAGUGACUUGAGAGGAGGUAGGAGAAGAGCUGGGAUUCUGGUUCAGGGCCUCUGACUCCCAAACACAGUGUUUUUUCCACCCUGUCACACCCAAACCUACACCUGCUUUUGGCCCCUCCUCCCACUACCCCCCGGGGCUGGGGCCCCAAUGUUGCACUGUGACCCUCCGGGCCGGUGGGAGGACAGGCCGGAGAGCAAGGAGACGGGAGGGGAAGGAAUUUUUGUGCGGCAUGUGCCCACGUGGUCCGCACAGCUUUAUUUUCUCAAAAGGAGUCUUUUUUUCAAAGUUGGGUUGGGUGGGAAGGGAUGGGGAGAAAAUUAGCCCUUGUAUCUGCCAAAGCAAGGGUCUGUUUGUAAGAUUUUUGCGAUCAAAUGUGUUUUGCAAUAAAAUGUGUUUUUUUUUUUUUUUC